Molecule: messenger RNA, 3583 nt
Organism: Strongylocentrotus purpuratus (purple sea urchin)
Lineage: Eukaryota; Metazoa; Echinodermata; Echinoidea; Camarodonta; Strongylocentrotidae
Product: venom phosphodiesterase 2
Exons: 26
Coding region: 566-3259 (897 amino acids)
Molecular function (GO): hydrolase activity; metal ion binding; nucleic acid binding
Source: RefSeq, a predicted model, not a curated record
UUGCAUGGUCAUUGGAUCAGUGUGUAAAAUUCUCUAUCAAUCUUAUAUCCCACUAUGAAGUCUUAAAGAGGAAUUCAAUACGCUAAGAAUUGCGAUUCUUCAACCAAAAAUGAUAUUUAAAACAAUAAAUAAUCGACGAGAAAUAGUUACGCGGGCCUUUACGCUACUAUCAAUGUACUCCAGAUAUUCGGACUUUUAUUUGCCCCGUGCGUCUAAUCAACAGCAGUCGUAAAAUCACUGCAGAUAACCGCGAAUUUGUCCGUGUGUGCCAAAAAUAACUGCAUGUCAUCAACCGCUGUUAGAGGCACUCCAACAAAGUUCUGGGUCGGUCAUUUAGGGGUUUGGACUUGGUACCCAUCGGACCAAACUGUGCUUCAUCUGUCUCGGUAACCAGCUGGAAUCUGAUGACUACAAAUUUAGAGAGGUGGAUUCGAAACCCUCACAAGAAGGAUAGAAUAGUAGCCGAAUAAAUAAUUCCAUCAAUCAAUUUGGGAAACUAUCAAUGGAUUGACCGAUUUUGUCAUCUCUAUUUGUGAUCCAGUGUUUACCGCCUUUAUUUUUCAGCAUGGAUGAUGAAAAGGAAUUCAGCCAUUCAUUCUCGAAUGCGGCAUACGAUUCAACGGAGCGAGACUAUCCAUUACAUAAGGAAAAAUCAAAAGUCAGAACAGAAACAGUAUUACUAGCAUUGAUUGUCAUCUUGGCGAUAUCGUUGGGAGGGGGCAUCGGUAUCGGCUAUGCGAUCGGGAACUCUAAAGGAAGCAAUGACGGUGGGUCAGCGAACCCAAUCGUAGGUCUUACAAGUACUAAGAAUCCUAUUACUGAACCACGAGCGACCGAACCACACAACGAACCACUUACAACAAAAGGCAAAACCCACACAGGAGAACCUACAAAACCCGCCCAUCACACCAACAUGCCUUCAUCAGCCCCUCCCCAUCAUACUGAUACGCACACGUCAGCCCCGCCCCAUCAGACGGGAACGCCCCCUUCCCCCGGGCCAAGCACCCCUCCUCCUCCUCCUCCUCCCACCUCUCCCUACGAGGACUGGGUUGACAUGCCGUGUAGAGACACCGGCCCGAGAUGCCCUGCAGGGAUCUCGUCUCCUCCAGUUCUUUUGAUAUCUCUCGAUGGAUUCCGAAGCGACUUCUUGACGCGAGGAUUGACACCUGUAUUGAGUCGAAUGGCUGAAUGCGGUGUAAUGACCCCACACAUGAUCCCGACGUUCCCUACUGUGACGUUUCCCAACCAUUAUACAAUCGUUACGGGGCUGUAUCCUGAAUCUCACGGCAUUGUGGGAAAUACUAUGUAUGACUUUAAUGGUGCCGAGUUUAGUCUGGGCUCAACGGAGUCACUCAACAACAGAUGGUGGGGAGGAGAACCGAUUUGGAACACAGCUCGAUGGCAGGGCAAGCGAUCUGCUACCUUCUUCUGGCCUGGGUCUGAUUCUGAUAUUCAAGGAAUCCGACCAAACUAUUAUAACAAAUACGAUGGGGAUCUGAAUUAUAUUCAGCGGUUAGAUACUGUGCUAGGAUGGCUUCGGCUACCCGACGGAUAUAGACCAGAUGUUGUGACUCUGUAUUUUGAUGAACCGGAUCACACUGGCCAUGACCCUGGACCAAACACCGACGAGCAAGACGAAGUGAUAGCUCGUAUGGACGGGCUGAUGAGGAGACUGAUGGAUGGUUUGAUGGCGAUGGACAUGAUCGAUUGUGUUAACAUCAUCGCCAUCGCUGAUCACGGCAUGGCUAAUAGGACUUGUGAUCAAACUUUCAUUCUAGACGAUUUUCUACCAUCAAGUGAUUACCGAAUUGCUACUACAGCUGCAACCAUGUUGAGAAUACUUGCUAAUGAUGAUGCGACGGUGUCUGAUCCUGCCGAGGUUGUAGAAGAGCUCCUGUGUAAACAUGAAGUGGCCAUUCCUUAUGUAAGAGAAGAUUUACCAAAGAGAUGGCAUUACAUCAAUAAUCGACGGAUCGAACCCAUUGAGGUCACUGUACCAGAGCAAUGGUCUGCUUCCGGGGGAGCAACAACUUGGUGCGACGGAGGAACUCAUGGAUACGACAAUUUAGGCAAUUUAAUGAAGGCAAUGUUUGUUGCAAUUGGACCAGGUUUCAAGAGCCAGGUAGCAGUCCAGCCUUUCCAGAAUAUUGAGUUAUAUAACGUCAUGUGUGAACUUUUGGAUCUUGAGCCAGCUCCAAAUAAUGGAACGAUGGGAAGCCUUCAUCAUAUGCUCAGAAAUCCUAAACCACUUCCAGAUGAUUCAACCACCCCCACGCCUAAAAUGGACUGUCCCUUCCCUUCAACUGAUGAGGAUUACAACAUGAGAUUGGAGAAUGAUACUUCAGGGUGUGACUGUAAUGCCACCGAUGUUGAGAUGUACGAUGAAGAAUUAAACCUUUCGUCAGAGGAAGUAAAUGAAGCUCUGCUGCAGCACGCACCGUUGGGCGCUCCUGUCAUGACCUUUGACACGGAUUACUGUCACCUGACCCAGCAUGAUUACGUCACAGCGUACAGUCAUGACCUCCGGUCUCCGAUCUGGUCGUCCUACACUCUCCAAAGGCCUCAGCCGAUGAAUCAGAUGCCGAUUAUGCCCGACUGCCGAGUGCGACCCGAUGUCCGAAUCGAUGCCGAAUUCUCACCGAGUUGUUCCGAUUACGAGGGCCUCACCGAUGACUUCACUGAUUUAACCACCGGCUAUCUGUUCCCUCCUACUUUAACGGAUAGUUCUGAACGCCUCAUGGAUACCCUUAUUUCAACCAACACGGUGCCACAGUUUCCAGGUUUUAUCACAGAUAUAUGGGAUGGCUUUCUUGUACCCCAUCUGGCUCUGUGGGCUAACAUCAGCUCGGAGAUCAACGUCGUGACCGGUCCCGUUUUCGACUACGACGGUGAUGGGUUAAGAGACAACAACAACACGCUUGAAAAAGACGGGGUGAUUUAUGGCGAUUCUCCUAGUCUGCUGCCCACUCACUACUUCAUGAUUAUAGCAAGAUGCAAAGGAGGUGCCCAGCUAAACAGCGCAUGCGCAGAAGUAGAAUCCGCUGCUUUCGUCUUGAGAAACAACCGUGGGAUCAAAACUUGUCAGACAAAGCCAGACUACGUGGAGCAUCACCUAACUACAAUCAAGGACAUCGAGAAAUUGACCGGACUCGAUUUUUUUCCAGAACUCCCUCGGUAUGAGGCGAUCCAGCUGAAACUCUAUGCCCCCAACAAAGGCGACAUAUGGGCCCAGUGGCCUCUAAUGGACAGUCUUCAUUGAUCAUUAUUGUAUGUUCUUGUGUUAAUUCCUUUAAAGAAAAGGAAGAGAAGUAUCGCAACUUUAGUAAUUCGUAGUGUAAAGUGAUUAUUCUCCAAAUCUCCAAUAUUUUGCGUUAUUAAGGACUUUUUUUGUCUCUUGCUGCAAAUAAUGACAAGGAGGUAGGCCUACUUUAGUUUGUGUCAUAAAAAACAAGUCAUACAUGGGGCAAUUGUAUUCAUAAACUAAGUGAAAGAGUUUGAUGGCAAAUCUUAUCAAAUUUGAUCUAUCUCCAUCUCUCUCCCUCUCUUUUCUGUCUCCAUUCCCUUGUAUUAUUUUUUUAAUAUU